This is a messenger RNA of Cinara cedri, 4110 nucleotides long. NCBI's taxonomy places the organism in Eukaryota, Metazoa, Arthropoda, Insecta, Hemiptera, Aphididae. The record is from the annotation of a GenBank genome assembly.
GACUGACGAUUCCGCUGCCAAUAAAAAUAACAUCAAAUUUAAUAUUAAUUGACAAAUUUUCCCGGACAACGUUGUGUAAAAAUAGUUUUCUUAGUCCGAAGUACCAUGAGUUCGAGGACCUAUUGUUCGUCAACAUUGGUUUGAGAAUUAUUUUGUUAUAUUGUACAGAUUAUUGAAUAGCGCGUUCCGCAAGAUUCUCCGAAAAUGACUACCUCGUUUCUAGAGAACAAAAUUAUCAGUCUACAGGCUCGACUAAAAGCGGACGGCGAUCCCGUUGAAGAGAUGCCUCCUCCAUUAAUAUCCAGUCCUAGACAGGGAUCUGGAAGACGACCCAAACAACGUGAGUAUUAAAUAACGCCCUAUUAUUUACUCUCCUGUCUAAAUAGUUGUACUAGUAACAUAUAGUAAUGCAUUACUAAAACCGUUUUGUGUGACCUUGGUAACUUUUUUUUCAUUAUUUGUUAAUUUUCAGUUGGUGACAUGGGAACGCCAACUAGGACUCGAAAGCAUAUAGACCUGCCCGACUGUGUACUCAUGCAGCCAAGGGUUGAGGAUACAUCAGAAGUUGAAGUUAAGAUGAAACAUAUAAUGAAAAUGAGUGGUCUACUGACAAUUAAUGGAAUUGUAAGCAACUAUAUAUUUUACUACAGAAUACAGUACAGUUAUUAUUUAAUUGAUUAUUUAUACUCAUUGUUUAGCAAUAUAAAACUGAACUAAAAGAUUUAGAACAUCUUGGAGAAUUAGGAAGUGGUACGUGUGGGCAUGUGGUGAGAAUGUUACACAAACCUAGCAACACUGAAAUAGCUGUUAAAGUGAGUUGACUUUUGAACUAAUAUUAUCUAAUUGAUUAUCUAUAUCAAAUGGGUUUUCUUUGGUUGUAUGUAAUUGUACAUAUUUUUUUAUUUUUUUUAGCAAAUGAGAAGGUCUGGAAACAGUGAAGAGAAUAAACGUAUUACUACUGAUCUCGAGGUAGUACUCAAAUCUCAUGAUUGCCCUUAUAUUGUUAAGUGUUUGGGCGCAUUUAUAACUGAAGCAGAUGUGUGCAUCUGUAUGGAAUUAAUGGCUACCUGUUUUGAUCGUUUGUUGAGAAGACUCAAGACACCAAUUCCAGAAGAUGUAUUGGGAAAAGUUGCUUUACAUGUAAGUCCAUUAGAAACUAGUAAAUUCAAUUAUAGCAAUAUUUUUUUAUUUUUUUUUUGUAGACCGUAAAAGCGUUAAGUUAUUUAAAAGAGUCGCAUGACGUUAUCCAUAGAGAUGUAAAACCAUCAAACAUUUUGUUGGAUGAAAGAGGAAAUGUAAAACUUUGUGAUUUUGGUAUAUCAGGGAGAUUAGUUGAUUCGAAAGCUCGUACCAAAAAUGCUGGAUGCGCUGCUUACAUGGCUGUAUGUAUAUAUAUUAGUUGAAUUGUAAAAUCAAAAAUAGCUAUAUAUUGUGUAUAAAAAUAUUUGUGUUUCUUUAGCCUGAAAGAAUUGAACCUAGGCAACUGGACUAUGAUAUACGAUCUGACAUAUGGAGUUUAGGCAUAACAUUAGUAGAAUUGGCGACAGGUGUGUUUCCAUAUCGUGACUGUAAAUGUGAUUUUGAAGUAUUGAGUCGAGUUUUAAACGAUGACCCCCCUUCACUUCCUCAAGAUCAAGAGUUCACCUUAGAGUUUAGAAAUUUUGUAUCCAAUUGGUGUGUAUUAUUUAAACCAACUAAAAUUUAAGUAUAUUUGCAAUAUUUAUAUAAUUUUUUUUUUUUAAAGUUUAAUCAAAGAUUAUAAAUUACGUCCAAAGUAUAAACAGUUAUUAGAACAUCCCUUUUUGCAAAAAUAUACGUGGAAAACGGUUAAUGUUGCUGAAUGGUACGCAGCAGCCACAAAUCAGAAUCAAUUACCCAAGUAAUUUUUUGCUAUUUUUUUAUUUAAAGUGUUCAUGUUAUAUGAUGUAUACAUUUUAUUAUUUAAUCAGUUUUAGUCCAGCAAUACCAGGUAAUGAAAAUGUUCCUAUUAAUGUCCGCAAGAUGUCAGAUCAUCAAUUUCCCUCAUUGAGUUUAAUCGAAAAGAACAAAAUUAAUGGGUUAGUUAAUUGGUUAUUUAAUAUAAUAUUUAAUAACUGUAUAUUAUAUGUUCUUUACAGCAAUGUGGUACUUGACUCUCCAAAACCUAUAAAACGAUUUCCAAGCGCAGAAAUGCCUCAUUCGGUAUUGUUAUCUCCAUACAAACAAUUGACAAAUGGGGGCAAUAUUUCUGCUAACACUAGCCCAUUAGUGCUGCAACGAUUUUACCAUCAACAAAAUCAAUAUCAUUCUAGGUGAGAAUAAGGAAUAUGUUAAACAAAUUAUGGUUAUAACAAUACUCAACAAUAAUUAUUGUCUACUUUAGGUCGUCUUCAGUAUCGCCGAGUAGGUUUGAACGUUCUACACCUAGAGAAAUUAACCCUCCAGAUUCACCGAAACCUAGUCCAAGAAAGAGUUUGAUAUCUACCUACCUCAAGUUUGCUCCAUGGAGCAAAACCCCUCCUAGUCCUCCCCCACGAAACCAAAACACACCCGUGCCUGAAUCCCCUCUGGUGACGCGACGCGAAGUGUGUCCACCUUCUCCAGCUCCAAUACGUAAGACUUUUGAAGGUUCUCCAGCUUUAUGCAGACGUUAUGUGUCUCCAGCACCACCAACUCCACCACCACGACGUUUAUCGGAGAGUGGAUCGUCACCCAUGCACACCUUAUACCAACAUCGAUUGUUUGGUCAACCAAAAUUAGAAGAAAAAGAUCGAAGAUACACACCUCAACCACGUCGUCGUGUUGUUUGCCAGUUUAAUGAUAUAUGACAACUACUGUGUGGACAGAAUCGUAAAGAAUCUGUUCCUAAAAACAGUGAGUAAAUUUAUAUUGCUUGAUUAGAGCAAUUUAACAUUAUUGAAUCAUAUUAGAUUUAAUUAGCAAUUUAAAAAGACAAUUUAUAUAUAACAAUAAUAUAAUAUUAAAUUAUGAAAAGCAAUGUUAAACAAAAUAUACCUAUAAAUUAUUGUAUGACAGGUCUAGUUACUAUUAAUGUUGCUGAAAAUUAUUUUUUAAUCAUUUUUCUGUUGAAUUUUUUUUUACACAAGGCACAUUUCAUUAUUAUUUUAUGUGUUAAAUAGUUGGGUGAUUGCAAUUAGUAGCAUUCAUAUCCGAUCAUAGUAUAUUAUUAAUAUUUUAUAAGAUUGUUUAUGAAACUUAACUGGUAACCAGUUCCUUAUUUGUCGAUUAACUGGUGAAUUUAAUCACUGAAUUCUUAUUAUUAAGAAAGUAAAUAUAUUAUGUAUAUGUAUAUACAUAACAUAUAAAAGUACAGUGUAAUUGAUUGAUUUUUUUUAAAAAAAUAUUUUGUUAUUCAACAUUUUGAUUUAACCAAAAAUUUGUUUAGAAAUUAAAAAUCAAAAUGUAUCGCCAUUUAUUUAUUUAUUAAUUAUAUAAUUAUACUUUUUUUUUGCAACUUUCAUUUGUGUAUAAAAUAAUAAUUUUUGUGUUCUGUUUUAAAUUGUUUGCUCAAUUUGUUUGUUUGUUUGUUUUUUUUUUUUUUUUUUUUUUUUUUUUUUUUGUGACUAGUCACGGUGUCACAGCCGAAAUGCCCGAGGUUAUUAUUUACACGUAUAUAAAUCAUAAAUGUAUCUUACUGUGAUUUUUUUGAACAUUUUCUUUUGCUUAUUAUGUACCAAGUUUUAUAGUUAAAUAUUUAAGCUUACAACAUUUUUAUGUUAACUCAUAAGAUUUAAUAAUUAAGUAAUAUAUGAACUAUAUAUAUAUAUAUAUAUUAUAUUACAUUCUAGUCAUGAUAUAUAAAUAUUAUUGUUUCAGAAUGAUAUUUUGUAUAAAGUUAAGUAAUAUUACAUUAUUUGAUCAAAACAAUAUAACAAAAUAAAUAAUAUUAAAAAUGCAUUUAUUUUUUGGCAAGCGCAUGUGUGUAUGUAUUUUGCUAUUGAUAACAAAAUGUUUGGUAUUUUGAUCAACGCCCAAUGUUCAUUCGGAACCAGGUUGUAUGAAAUAUCUUUGGUUCAGGUUGAGAACUUAUUGUUUGUUGCUUGAUCAACGUCUGUAUCCAAUUUUUCGUAGUGCUUUUAGGUCUACAUCCCCGUAAUAGUCUUCACUAAA